GCCUCAGGCGGCCGCGCUUCCGCGAAUCCGCCGCCGCCGCCAUGGGCAAGAAGCAUAAAAAGCACAAGGCCGAGUGGCGCUCGUCCUACGAAGAUUAUGCAGACACACCACUUGAGAAGCCUCUGAAGCUGGUACUGAAGGUGGGCGGAAGCGAAGUGACUGAGCUCUCAGGGUCUGGCCACGACUCCAGCUACUACGAUGACAGGUCAGACCAUGAGCGGGAAAGACACAGAGAAAAGAAAAAGAAAAAGAAAAAGAAGUCUGAGAAGGAAAAGCAUCUCGAUGAUGAGGAAAGGAGAAAGCGGAAGGAAGAGAAGAGGAGGAAGCGGGAGAAGGAACACUGCGACUCAGAGGGAGAGGCUGAUGCCUUUGACCCAGGGAAGAAAGUGGAAGUGGAGCCACCCCCAGAUCGGCCAGUGCGAGCAUGCCGGACACAGCCAGCUGAGAAUGAGAGCACACCCAUGCAGCAGCUCCUGCAGCACUUCCUGCGCCAGCUCCAGAGAAAAGAUCCUCAUGGGUUUUUUGCCUUUCCUGUCACCGAUGCGAUUGCUCCUGGGUAUUCAAUGAUAAUAAAACACCCAAUGGACUUUGGCACAAUGAAGGACAAGAUUGUAGCCAAUGAAUACAAGUCAGUGACAGAAUUUAAGGCAGAUUUCAAACUGAUGUGUGAUAAUGCAAUGACCUACAAUAGACCAGACACUGUAUACUACAAGUUAGCCAAGAAGAUCCUGCAUGCAGGCUUUAAGAUGAUGAGCAAAGAGCGGCUGUUAGCUUUGAAGCGCAGCAUGUCGUUUAUGCAGGACAUGGAUUUUUCUCAGCAGGCCGCUCUUUUGGGCAGUGAAGACACAGCAGUUGAGGAGACUGUCCCCGAGGUUGUCCCAGUGCAAGUAGAGACUGCCAAGAAAUCCAAAAAGCCGAGUAGAGAAGUCAUCAGCUGCAUGUUCGAGCCUGAAGGGAAUGCCUGCAGUUUGACGGACAGUACUGCGGAGGAACACGUGCUGGCCCUCGUGGAGCAUGCAGCUGAUGAGGCUCGGGACAGGAUCAGCCGGUCCCUCCCUGGCAGCAAGAUGGGCUACUUGAAGAAGCUGGCAGAUGGGAGCCUGCUCUACAGUGUGGUGAAUGCAGCUGAGCCGGAUGCUGAUGAGGAAGAGACACACCCUGUGGACCUGAGCUCACUCUCCAGUAAGCUGCUCCCAGGCUUCACCACGCUGGGUUUCAAAGAUGAAAGAAGAAACAAAGUCACCUUCCUCUCCAGUGCCAGCACUGCACUUUCUAUGCAGAACAACUCCGUGUUUGGUGACUUGAAAUCAGAUGAGAUGGAGCUGCUGUACUCAGCCUAUGGAGAUGAGACAGGAGUACAGUGUGCACUGAGCCUGCAGGAAUUUGUGAAGGAUGCUGGAAGCUACAGCAAGAAAAUGGUGGAUGACCUCCUUGACCAGAUUACAGGUGGAGACCACUCAAGGAUGCUCUUCCAAUUAAAGCAGAGGAGAAGUGUUCCCAUGAGGCCUGCGGAUGAGGUGAAGGUUGGUGAUGCAUUGGGAGAUGGCAGUGGCUCUGUCCUGGAUUUCAUGUCCAUGAAAUCCUACUCUGACGUCUCUCUGGACAUCUCCAUGCUCAGCUCUCUAGGGAAAGUAAAGAAGGAGCUGGACCAUGAUGAUGGUCACUUGAACUUGGAUGAGACAGCGAGGCUCCUACAGGACCUGCAUGAGGCACAGGCGGAGCGUGGAGGUUCCCGGCCAUCAUCCAACCUCAGCUCCCUGUCCAAUACCUCUGAGAGAGAUCAGCACCCCCCAGGAAGCCCUUCUCGCCUGAGUGUGGGGGAACAGCCAGAUGUCACCCAUGACCCGUAUGAAUUCCUCCAGUCUCCGGAACCUGCAGGCUCAUCCAGGAACUAACUUGUAGUGGCCUGGGAAGGUGGUGGCUUGUCUGCAGUCACGUCAGCCGCAGAGGGACAACAGCUCUGUUUAAUCCUGUGAGUUCCAAGCAGUGAAAACCACGUAGAGGGUCUGAAGCUGAUUGCACAGCCACGUGGACUGCACUGAGUGCCAGAGUGUGGACCAAAGCUUCCAUAUUGGUGCGGGGGCACAGAUGAGGCCCAGUUUUCGUUCGGUGAGAGUCCUACACAUCUCCAACAUAGUGCGUUUCUCAGCAGACCAUAGAGGACCAGCACAGGAGGCCAUGGGGAGCCUCAGGCAGGCUGAGGCAGUUUCUGCUUCCAGUGUGGUGGCUGAGCCUGAGGAAGGUGGUGUUCUGCUGGGAAACUUUGAGCCGGACUGCGAGGUACUAUGAAGUACUCAGAGCCGUAAAGUGUUUUGUAACUGGAUAUGUUUACUGGGUGCCUGCUUGUAUUUGCAGAAUACUGUAAACACAGAUCCUAAUAAAGAGACUUCUAAAAUGGA
Molecule: messenger RNA, 2399 nt
Organism: Perognathus longimembris pacificus (Pacific pocket mouse)
Lineage: Eukaryota; Metazoa; Chordata; Mammalia; Rodentia; Heteromyidae
Gene: Brd9
Product: bromodomain containing 9
Exons: 17
Coding region: 42-1895 (617 amino acids)
Biological process (GO): regulation of transcription by RNA polymerase II
Cellular component (GO): nucleus
Source: RefSeq, a predicted model, not a curated record